Messenger RNA from Myripristis murdjan (pinecone soldierfish), 1668 nucleotides. It is a transcript of the gene plekhd1, whose product is annotated as pleckstrin homology domain containing, family D (with coiled-coil domains) member 1. The coding region runs from base 98 to 1636 and encodes 512 amino acids. NCBI's taxonomy places the organism in Eukaryota, Metazoa, Chordata, Actinopteri, Holocentriformes, Holocentridae. The record is from RefSeq and is a predicted model, not a curated record. The transcript has 14 exons.
CAGCUGCAUCUUUCCACCCUGCUGAGUUAUUGAAAUUUGUUUGCUACUUUUCCUGCAUUGUGCUGUGGCUGUCUGUGCAGCUGGGAAGCCAGAUAGGAUGUUCUCGUCUUCGUCCAGAAACUCUCUGCUCUCCCCCUGGUCGUCCAUGGAGCAGGCCGACUCGGAGGUGCUGGACAUCAGCACCAAGGUGCAGCUGCACGGGGUGCUGUGGAAGAGGCCCUUCGGACGGCCCUCGGCCAAGUGGUCCCGCAGGUUCUUCAUCAUCAAAGACAGCUUCUUGCUCUACUAUGCAGAGAGCGAGAAGAGAAGCUUCGAGACCAACAGGUACUUCAACAUCCACCCCAAGGGUGUUAUUCCCCUGGGAGGGUGCAUUGUGGCAGCCGGUGAGGAUGUGGGAAUGCCCUUUGCCAUCGUGAUCAACCUGGAAGAUUUCACCGGCACUGUAGUGCUGGCUGCUGAGUCCGAGGAGGAGCACACCCAGUGGAUGGAGAUGCUUCAGGAGUCAGGGAAAGUCACAUGGAAGAACGCCCAGCUGGGAGAGGCCAUGAUACAGAGUCUGGAGGCUCAGGGGCUGCAGCUGGCCAAGGAGAAGCAGGAGUAUCUCGAUAAACUGAUGGAGGAGACGGAGGAGCUGAGCCACCAGAGAGAGCAGAAAGAGGAACUGGAGCGCCUGAAUCAGGUCCUUGAGGAGGAGAAGCUGAAGUUUGAGGAGGUGGUGGUGGAGCUCAAGGCCGAGCAGGAGCAGAUCAAACUAGACUUGGACGGCACAUCUCAGUCCUUGAAAAGCGUGGAGACAGAAAAAGAGGAGCUGAGCAGCUUAACGACACUGCUGCAGAAGUCCAUUGAGGAGCUCUCUCAGGAGAAACAGCGAACCCUGGAGCUGCUGGGGGUCAAGAAGCAGGAGGUUAAGAGCGAGGUGGCCGCGAACGCAAAGUCAGCCGGCGUGAAGCCUGAGGACGCCGCGGAGCCCGGAGACGUGAACCUGCUGCAGGACCUGCGCCACAUCGAGGAGCAGAUGAAGAUCCUGCUGAAGGAGAGGGAGCAGGCGGAGGAGAAGCUCCGGGUGAACGAGCAGCGGGCCGUCGUCCUUCUGGAGGAGAGGGAGUUUUACUCGUCUCAGGCCCGGACGCUGCAGCAGUCGCUCAAGCAGCUCAGUGCUGACAAGCAUCAGACUGAGGCCGAGCUCAAGGCAGAGAUGGAGUCUCGGUUGGAGCUGGAGCAGAGGCUGAAGCUGGCAGAGGAGGCCCUGCAGGACCUGGAGAAGGGCCUGGACACACUGGAGCGCACCAAGGAGAGGGACGAGAAGAUGAAGGGGGACGUCAGUCAGCUGAGGAAAUUCUUCGAGGAGUGCAUCUGUGCAGCAGAGAUCGAGGCGAAGCUGCCAUCUAUAAUGAAGAACGCUGUGUAUCUCCACAAAGCCACGGCGCGCCGAAUCAAGAGCUGCCGAAUCCAGAGGAGAGCCUCCAGGCGCCACUGGUUGAAACACUCCAAGUCGUUUGUUGUGUCUCAAGGCGACGACACCAACAUGGAGCAGCUGAGGGAGACGGCCCUGCGACUGAGCGCUGACAGUGACUUCAGAGAGCGUGUGUACAAGAUCAUCGGCCACCAGGACGCCACACACACAUCAGAGGACUGAGAGGUGGGGCGGGGAGAGGGGAGGGAGGGGAA